This is a messenger RNA of Rhodamnia argentea, 2718 nucleotides long. Its product is annotated as probable receptor-like protein kinase At2g42960. Lineage: Eukaryota; Viridiplantae; Streptophyta; Magnoliopsida; Myrtales; Myrtaceae. The coding region runs from base 689 to 2212 and encodes 507 amino acids. The transcript is spliced from 8 exons. Gene Ontology annotation, molecular function: protein kinase activity; ATP binding. The record is from RefSeq and is a predicted model, not a curated record. Gene Ontology annotation, biological process: protein phosphorylation.
CUCUCUCUUUCUCUCUCUCUCUCUCUCUCUGAUUUCUUUACCUUUGUAGCCAUCACACCAGCAAUAAAUUCCUGUUCUGUUCACCUCUUUCCUUUUCUUCUUGCUUUCCCUUUACUCUCUCUCUCUCUCUCUCGUUUCCUCCAUUGCAAACCAAGCUUUCAGUCAUUUCCAGCUCUCUGAUAGGAGGCCCUUAUCUCUCUCCCUCUCUCACAAACUUUACACACACCAACCCCAUUUCCACCCACCUCAUGCUUUUCCUUUCUUCCCUAAAAAAUUUCCCAUCUCACCACUCUACACUCACUCUCUGUCUCAUAAUUUUGCCUUCAAGAUUAGAUUUUUGUUCUGGGGCCUUCCGUUGCCACUUACCCUUGCCCCAUUCUUGUGAAUACUCUCUUUUUUGGCCCACUUGAGUUGAGGGGACUCUAUCCUGCUGCUUCCAAACUACUCCUCCUGCUGCAACAUUGCUCAAUUGGGUCUGUGAUUUCAGGUCUUCACAUAAGACGUAUCAUAUCUAUGUGCUCAUUGAAUCUCCGUUUUGGUUACAAAAAAGCGGACUUUGUUUUUGCCCUUCGAGGAGGAAGAUCAAGGGGUUAGUUCAGAUCACAUCCAAGCAAAUUGUUUCAUUCUGUGGCAGAGGAAGAAAAACAACCGAGCAGUUUCUAGAACAUCUAGCAUUGGGGCAUCAGAGAUGUCAUCUCGGGGUUCUUUGAACUCGAAAUUGUCGGAAACUUUUCUGGGUGUGAAGUUAUGGGUUUGGAUUGGCAUCUGUGUAUGCGCAUUCAUAGUUUUGAUUCUCUGCGCCUUAUGUAUCUGGGUCACAUUGCGGAGAAAAUCGAAAAGGAAGGACGUGUUUUCCCUUUCGCAGAUACCGAACGAAUCAAAGGAUAUCAGAGUCGACAGAGUGGGUGGCCCGAAUUUCCCUAAUCACCCAGAAAAUGCAUCCCUUGCAGUUAACGACAAAUCGGUCGGGAAGAACUCGGAGAAGAUGCUCGUCCACUUGGCCACAAGCAAAUCGAGCGAUCCGGAUAACCUGAGUCAGUGCAGUUCUGUUUACAACCCAGAGAGGGGAUUUAGUUCGCAAUCAGGAGAAGAAGGAAGCUCUGGCAAUGUUCGAAAAAAUCCAUCAUUGCCUUACACUGGACUUGUUACCGCCUCUCCUCUAAUUGGCUUACCUGAAAUUUCGCACCUUGGAUGGGGUCACUGGUUUACUCUCAGGGAUCUAGAGCUUGCGACUAAUCGUUUUUCGCCACAUAAUGUGCUUGGCGAGGGUGGUUAUGGAGUUGUUUAUAGGGGCAAACUUAUUAAUGGAACUGAGGUAGCUGUCAAAAAGCUUCUGAAUAAUUUAGGACAAGCUGAAAAAGAAUUCAGGGUCGAAGUGGAAGCAAUUGGUCAUGUUCGACAUAAAAAUCUUGUACGACUAUUGGGAUAUUGUAUUGAAGGAGUUCACAGGAUGCUUGUUUAUGAGUAUGUGAACAACGGAAACUUGGAACAAUGGCUGCAUGGAGCUAUGAGUGAACAUGGUGUCCUCACUUGGGAGGCCCGCAUGAAGGUUAUCCUCGGAACUGCCAAGGCGCUUGCAUAUUUGCACGAAGCAAUAGAACCCAAGGUUGUUCACCGGGACAUCAAGUCGAGCAACAUUUUGAUGGAUGAUGAAUUCAAUGCCAAGGUGUCUGACUUUGGAUUGGCUAAGCUGUUGGGAUCAGGAGAAAGUCACAUUACGACCCGAGUGAUGGGAACAUUUGGAUAUGUGGCUCCAGAGUAUGCCAACACAGGAAUGUUGAAUGAGAAGAGCGACAUUUACAGCUUCGGUGUUCUCUUGCUUGAAGUAAUCACUGGAAGGGACCCAGUGGACUAUGGUCGACCAGCUACAGAGGUAAAUCUCGUGGAGUGGCUGAAGGUGAUGGUAGGUACCAGGAGAGCAGAAGAAGUCAUGGACCCGGCCCUUGAAGUUAAACCAGCAACGCGUGCUUUGAAGCGUGCCCUGUUGGUUGCACUCAGAUGUGUUGAUCCUGAAGCAGAUAAGAGACCAAAAAUGACUCAGGUCGUGCGAAUGUUCGAAGCUGACGAGUAUCCGUUUCGCGAGGAUCGAAGAAACAGAAAGAGCCGCACAGCCAGCAUGGACAUCGAGUUGACAAAAGAAGCUCCUGGCUCAGUUGAUGUAGAGAGCCAAGCUAAUCCGGAGAGCCAUAAGAUCGAGAUAACUCAGGCGUAGUGCUGACAAUAUGGAGUCCUAAUUGCUUAUUGACCCGGUUAGAGAGAAGCCUUCCGACACAUGGAUACAUAUAGAUUGAAAAAAAACCCUUCUUUGCAGCCCUCGAGCUCCUCCUAUACCCAAUGUUGGAGAUGGUUCAUUCGGUUGAUAGAGCUGAGAUUUCUACUUUGGUUUUGUGGCUACUUCCUUCGACACAGUUAUGGAAUGAUUGAAAUAUUUGCCCUCCAGACUCCAGAGAGAGAGAGAGCGAGAGAAAGAGAAUGUACAGAUGGCGACCGUAGUAAUGCCUUUUUGUCGAAAUUGUUCUUCUGGUUCUCGGACCAUUACGGUUUCUUGGGCAAUGGGGUAGCAUCCAAGUCUGCUCAUCGGCAAAGUAUCAGCAAUACAUACAUGUUUCCUCUUUCCCUAUUACAGUGCACACGAGCCGAUAUCAUCAUUCGUAUUUGGUCUUGACUUAGACAAAGAUAGAUUAGCACAAACAACGACAUUCAUGGCUUUUAUCCUCU